GAACCACUUUGUCUGUGGCUUGCAGCAGUGUGAUCAUAGCAUGCUUUACAGAACUUGGAGUUUUUAGGAUAACCUUACGGGACCUUUUUGUUUUUACAGUUAGAUGAAGUAGGAUAUUGGCACAGGCGCACAAUUGUUUUACCAAUUAAAGUCAUGUGUCUUACCUGAGCAUCACCUGCGGCACUGAAUAGAAGUCAACAUUGUUAUGCAGGUCCCAAUGAAGACCAUGUUUUUAAUGUUUGCCGUUUGCCUGAUUGCAGUCCUCUGGAGGGACACGUUUGAUCCAGAGUCUGUUCGUUGUGCCAGGGUGCUGGUGACUGGGGCCAGCACAGGCAUUGGAGAACAGGUGGCAUACCACUAUGCCAAGAUGGGCGCCCAGGUCGUCAUCACAGCCAGGAGGGAGUACGCCUUACAGAAGGUGGCAGCGAACUGCACACGCCUGGGGGCCCAGAAGGCUCUGUAUGUGACAGGGGACAUGUCCCAGUCCUCAGACCCAGAGAGAGUGGUGAGGAUGGCUGUCAAACAACUGGGAGGUCUUGACAUCCUGGUUCUAAAUCACAUUGGAUCCACCCCAUUCGCCAUGUGGAACGGAGAUGGGGAUCACGUCAGGGAACUGAUGCAGUUGAAUUUCCUCAGCUAUGUGAACAUGGCUUCAGCAGCUUUGCCAGUACUGGAGCAGAGUGCAGGGUCUAUGAUCGUAGUGUCAUCUCUGUUGGGUAAGAUAACCACUCCUUUUGUGGGGCCCUACGCGGCCACCAAGUUUGCAGUGAAUGGUUUCUUUGGUUCCAUGCAGCAUGAGCUAGCCAUGCAGCGCAGCAAUGUGUCUCUGACCAUCACCACACUGGGCCUGAUAGACACAGACUCUGCCAUGGACAAAAUCAGAGGAUAUACCAACAUGACAGCCUACCCAGCCAGCGAUGCUGCCCUCCACAUCAUCAAGGCCGGGGCCACCCACCAGAAGGAGUCAUUUUACCCUGGAUACAUCUACUUCGCCUGCUUGUGCAGAGACUGGUUCCCCUUCUUCAGAGACAUCAUCAUCCAGAACUCCUACACAUACUGAAGGAGCCAACAUACCCCUAGUUAAGGAAGUACCUAAACCUACAGGAACGUGUGUGUCCUCAGGCCAAGAAUAGCAAAGCACCCUUUACUGGCUCAGCUGCCUUACCAACCUUUGAGUAAACAAAUGAACAACAGAUUUUCAGCACAGUUAUAGGGAAGGGCAUUCAACAUGUACGGACGGCACUUACACAAAUUACUGAUGAUUGGAUGAGAUACAUUUAUAAUAAAAAGAUUGUGGGAGCUGUUUUGUUAGACUUCAGUGCAGCUUUUGACAUUAUUGAUCAUAAUGUGCUGCUUUACAUCCCCUGCUAUGUCUAACAGAACACAGAGGGUGUUCUUUAAUGGAAGCCUCUCCAACAUAAUCAAGGUAGAGUCAGGCAUUUCCCAGGGCAGCUGUCUAGACCCCUUUACUGUUUUCAAUCUUUACUAAUGACCUGCUACUGGCUCGGAGUAAAGCCAGUGUGUCUAUGUAUAUUGAUGACUCCACACAUCAGCUUCCUUCCACAGCAACACUUAACUAAGAGCUGCAGUCGGGUUCAGAAUGGGUGUCAAGAAACAAGUUAGUCCUAAAUAUUUCAAAAACGAAAAGCAUUGUUAUUGGGACAAAUCAAUCACUAAACCUUAAUCCUCAACUAAAUCUUGUAAUGAAUAAUGUGAAAAUUGAGCAAGUUGAGGACAUAACCCUGGAUUGUAAACUGUCCUGGUCAAAACAUAUUGAUGCAACAGUAGCUACGAUGGGGAGAGGUCUGUCCAUAUUAAAGUGCUGCUCUGCCUUCUUAACAAUGCUAUCAACAAGGCAGGUCCUACAGGCCCUAGUUUUGUCGAACCUGGACUACUGUUCAGUCGUGUGGUCGGGUAACACAAAGAACGACUUAAGAAAAUUACAAUUGGCUCAGAACAGGGCAGCAUGGCUGGCCCUUAAAUGUACACGGGGAGCUAUGUGGUAUAUAUGUGGUAGUAGAGUAGUGGCCUGAGGGCACACACUUCAUGUAUUGUGAAAUAUGUUGUGAAAUGUAAUGUUUUUUUAAUUGUAUAUAACUGCCUUCAUUUUGCUGGACUCCAGCAUGAGUAGCUGCUGCAGGAACUAAUGGGGAUCCAUAAUAAAUCCAAAUAUAUAGUACACAGAGCGGGCAUGGUUAUGUUAGGGGACAGUUGUUCAGGAUAAGAUAGAAAUACUGUAUAGUAGGGUGUUCACCUACUCCGGCACAGAUUGGGUGAACACGCGCUUGGUGUUGAUGACAUUUCACUUCCUUAUUGUAUAAAAUACAUUUUACCAAGACAGAUAUGAUUCUGUUCUGGGUCUCUAAAGAAUGCUAAUUUAACCAUUCUCCUAUUUGUUUAAAAUGUAGUGGUACAUUACAUUUGUUGUACAGUGGUAAAUAUGAAAAUAAAAGCUUCAAAAUGAAA
Messenger RNA from Salmo salar (Atlantic salmon), 2466 nucleotides. RefSeq names its product hydroxysteroid 11-beta-dehydrogenase 1-like protein. NCBI's taxonomy places the organism in Eukaryota, Metazoa, Chordata, Actinopteri, Salmoniformes, Salmonidae. The record is from RefSeq and is a predicted model, not a curated record. Gene Ontology annotation, cellular component: intracellular membrane-bounded organelle. Gene Ontology annotation, molecular function: oxidoreductase activity.